AUGGGGGCCGACAAAGACGAGUCGGAAGAGGGAGAGUCGGAAGAGGGAGAGUCGGAAGAGGGAGAGUCGGAAGAGGGAGAGUCGGAAGAGGGAGAGUCGGAAGAGGGAGAGUCGGAAGAGGGAGAGUCGGAAGAGGGAGAGUCGGAAGAGGGAGAGUCGGAAGAGGGAGAGCCCGCGGAAGGCCAACGCGCGAGCGAUCCCACCCCGCCCCCAGCUGCCGCGUCCCCACGUUUCCCGAAGCGGGUAUCUGCACUCGUGGUGUCCGCGCCUGCACCAACGGCCCGCAAGCGCCCGCGGGCUGACGGAACAGGGGACGUGCGCGGGAUCGAAGGCGCUGGCGCGGAAAUUCCACUGUUUACUAAUCCUCCUCCUCCUCCUCUGGGGCCCCAGGGCAGCGAGAAGAGUGGGCUGUGCACGGGGACCGACAAAGACCUCCCGGCUACGUGUGAAUGGAGUGACGACGAUGCAGAUUUUCCACUGUUCAUUAGUCCUCCUCCUCCUCCUCAUCCUCUUGGGCCCCAGGGCAGCGAGAAGAGUGGGCUGUGCACGGGGAUCGACAAAGACAUGUCGAAAGAGGGAGAGGAGGAAGAGGGAGAGGAGGAAGAGGGAGAGCCCGCGGGAGGCCAACGCGCGAACGAUCCCACCCCGCCCAAGGCUGCCGCGUCCCCACGCUUCCCGAAGCGGGCCUCUGCACGCGUGGUGUCCGCGCUCGCACCAACGGCCCGCAAGCGCCCACGGGUUGACGGGACAGGGGACGUGCCAAGUAGAACGCAGGGGAUCGAAGGCCCCGGCACGGAAACAGGGGUUGCUAAGAAGAACGCACGGCGCGCUCCUCGAAGGGUGACGUUUGCGGAAAUCACGCAGGUGUGCUGGAUCGAAGGCCGCGGCGCGGAAACAGGGGUCGACGGAGGUGGCGGAGCAGCAAGCGGGGCAGCAAGCGGGGCAGCAAGCGGAGCAGCGAAGAAGGGUGCCAGGGCCGACGAGGUGGGAACGGCGGGUGGCGGCCAACGCGCGAACAACGCUGGGACGGCACACGCGGGUGGAGCAGAGAAACGUGCCGUGCAUGGUGCCAAGGACGCGGGGAAGGUGGAGAGAUGGAGGCUGGCCGGCAUCCGGCAGUUGGAGAGCGGGGCGUGGGUUGCCGAAGCAACCAUCGGUGGGCAGAAAUGGUACCUGGGGUCGCACAUGAACCGUGCGAACGUUCUCUACCUCCUGUGCAUGGCGCGGACGGUUUUUGGCGAGCAGGCUGACUUGGGUUUGGAGCUUCCCCCGAGAACCAAGGCCACGUGGGCAGCAGAGUGGAAACAAGCGCGCCACAUCCCUCCUGGCCUGUGGGCCGUCAUGCAUGCCCACAAGCUCAUGCGCACUGUGCACGGGUACCGCAUGGUUCUGAAGGGUUUCGAUGCUUCGGCGGGCGAGGAGGAGAGCAGGGUGUCGGCCCUCUGCGCGGCCAUUGGGACCGCCGUCGUCGAGAAGCGUGGCGCCGCCACCUGGCUUUACGCUACAGCGCUGGCGGCGUCAUGCGCGGCGGUGUGGGGCAUCUGGCGUGGAGACAGCACCGCCUCAGCUGUGGAGCGCGCUGUUGCCGUGGCCAGAGCUGUGGGUGCAGCGACGCCGCGAUUGCGGCUCUGCAGGCUCGCGAUCGGCGCGGUCUUGGCCUCUUUGAGUAACGAAUCCGGGGAAUGCAGAGAAACGGCCAGUUCGGACCCGGACGGGCACGUUGCGCGGGUGAUGGAGCAAGCGUUGGGCGGCGCAGGCCUGGCGAGGAAUGAGCCUGCCAAGGUGGUGGUUAAAAAGAUGGUUGACACGCUGUGCCUGUGGUCGGCUUGCGCUGCCGCUGCAGAUCCUCUGGUGAGGCGUGGCUUUCACAUGCCCCUGACUGCCGCGAUGAAACACAAGCUCGAAGCGCGCGGAUGA
Closterium sp. NIES-65 is the source of this 1917-nucleotide messenger RNA. The record is from the annotation of a GenBank genome assembly. Lineage: Eukaryota; Viridiplantae; Streptophyta; Zygnematophyceae; Desmidiales; Closteriaceae.